GAGAGCGCGCGCGCGCGGGCCCGCGUACGUGUAUCGUCACCGCCGCCGCCGCUGUUGUCGCGCGGGUGUUUCGCGUUCGGGUAUCUCCGCGCAGUCGGUCAACGAAACAGAAAGUGGCCGUACGUCGUCCGUACCGCACGCGCCGCGACACACAAAAACACACACAAAUACACACACAAACACAUACACACAAACUCAAACACAGAUACAAACACACACGCACUCCUCGCACACCUGUGACGAAGUACAAAUCGUUAUUAAUAAUAAUAAUAUUAUUUUUUGUUUACCACGAUUUUCGGUUUAUGAUUAUCGUUUUAUUAUUUUGGUCGUUUCGUCUGCAGACAAUUUCGCGGGUUUCGUAUCGGAGAGCAUGACGAUCGUUUCCGUAUCAUCGUCUUCGUCGUAUAGCGUAUGUUUGUCGACAUCAUAAUUCGAAGAGAGAAAAAUAUUAAAAACCAGUAAGACAUAUAAUAAUAUUAUUGUUAUCCUUCCACGUCGUGCCGGUUUGCCGAGUGUUUACCUCACGCCGGGCCGAUACGUAUAAUAAAGACUAUAAAUUGAAAUAAAAAAAAAAAAAAAGCACACCGCACAGCAGUCGAAAGCCGCAACUUCACGGACGAGACACCGACGUCCGCCGUCUCGCGCCGAGCGCGGCAUGCGAUCGUCGUCGUCGUGGUCGUCGACAAGCGUCGCUCGUCGUUGAAUGGCUCCUCGCCGGAACGCAAUGGGUUUCAACGGUAUGGGACAUUUCGCCGACUUGUUCGGCCCGUCCACCACAACGGCCAUGGAACAGUUGUUCCAUCAGCAGCAGCAGCAGCAACCCUAUCAACUCGUCCAGCAACAGCACUACGAAGAGUGUUGCGUGCCCACCGGCGACUGCGUUAUGCGGUCCGCGCCCAUCAGGCCGGAUGAUCCGCGCGCCGCCGAACUCUACGCCCGCGUGGUGUGCAGCGACGGCGGAUGUCCGGCCGGCCGGUACAUGCACCGCGAGUGCUUCGACGCUUGGGAACGGCUGGUGUUGGUAUACAUGAAGAACGCGGCCGCGACGUACGCCAACGGUAACGCGAUUCCCCAGUCCAACGGCCGGCGCAUCAAGGACCUGUGGACGGUCAACGUUAACAACAACAAUGUGGUGAACCUCAACAAGAAGGGCUACGAAAUGGCGUUCAAGGCUUGCGGCUGCCGUUGCGGCCGCGGUUACUUGAAGAAGGACUCCGAGUGGCCGCAACAGUCGUCAUCCGGCAGCUCCGUCCUCCGCAGACGGUCUUCCGGCGGGAGCGGUGGCGCCGCCGACGACGCGGUGGACGGUGGCAGGACGUCGGCCGCACCGCCGACAGUCGGCAAGAAGAAGAAGCGCCGGCAGCCGGCCGCUAGACAACCCGCGGCCACUGCUUCCGCGAUGAUGAUGGCCGACUACGCCGAGCUGCGGCUCCGCGCCGGCAGCCUGUCCGGUUCGUCCAACGGUUCCAGUUCGCCCGUCACCAAUUCCGCCAGCAGCGUGUCGCCCGCCCACUCGGGAUCAUUCGGUUCCAGCACCAGCACCGGCGCCGGUUCCGGUUCCGGGUCUUCGUCGUCCAAGAGGCGCGGGGCCUGUUUGAAAGACGUUUUCGAGAGGCAGUCGUCCAUGAAUGGCAAUGGGAUAUUUUGCCGCCGUCUGGACUUCAGCACAUUCAAUCGGCUACCUCGGCACAUGCUCAACUCCUAUCACGUAAAGAUCGAAGACGAGGGCAACCAUGGAAAUGACGAGACCAGAUCGUUCAUUUUGUCAUCGUUAGCCGCUCAAAAUCAAUCACGAGUCAAUUGCGUCCUGUGCUCGGAUGUUAUGUUGGUGUUUGACCGUUAUCCGCUAGUGGACGGUACAUUUUUCCUCAGCCCCAAGCAAUACAACAAAAACGCUGUCGAGGUGAAAAACGAGGGACGAGCUCUGUUCCUGAACGCAGUCUGCAUGAAAUGUCUGGAUGGCAAAGACGCUGACCGGAAGCUGUGUUGCCGAUUCUGUGCUACUCAGUGGGACGGGUCAUCACUCAUUAUGGGCACUAUGUACGCAUACGACGUAUUCGCAGCCAUGCCGUGUUGCAACGAACGGCUCAAGUGUAACGGCUGUCAAAAAGCAUUGAUGUUGUCGCACCAACGCCUGAACUUUUAUAGCGAUUAUAGCCGGAAAGUCACCUGUCCGCAUUGCACUUCUGUCGACUAUCACUUCGUAAAGCCGCUCGCGGUGUACUACACCCGGCAGUGGCCAUAACAUACGGCCACGGUCCCGACCUCAAUGGUCGGGACCGGUGGCCGCCUACCGGCAGCCACCACCGUCGCCGCAACAGCGGUAUCUUGCUCCUCUUCAUCUGUCGCCGUCGCCCAGCCGGCUGUACUUCAACAGCUACAAAAUCAUCAGCACCUGCAACAGUUGCAACAACAGCAACAACACGCGCCGCCCGAUUACACUUCGGUGGCCAUCGAAAAACUGCUCCAUUCCAUAUGGGACAACAAAGUCAACGACAUCAUGGCGGCCAUUAACCACUUAGGUUUGGUCUGAACCAUUUGAAUUGCGAUUGAGUGUAUAGAAAACCGAAAGGGCUUUUUCAUCUUUUCAAAAAAAAAAAAAAAAACAAAACAAAAAAAAACAAGGUGUUCUUUAUUAUUAUUAUUAUUAUUAUUAUUAUUAUUUGUUCGUAGUUGUUUAAUUAUUAUUAUUACUAUUAUUAUUAUUAUUAUUAUUAUUACGUUUGUGGUUUUUUUUAAUUGAAAAAAAACAUUGAAAUAAUCAUUAUUUAUAAGAUUUUAAAUAUUAUUAGGUGUUAGUGAUUUUCAAAGAAAAGACGUCGUAAUGUAAUUUUUUUCUUGUUAAAAUAUUUUGUACAGCGGUCCCCGUUAAAAAAAAUUUAAAAAAAAAAUUCAAAACGAAAAAAAAUUAACCAAAUAAUUAUUUAUUGUACAAUAAUAAUAAUAUUGUGUAAUGGGAUGAUAUUAUUAUAUACCUAUAUGAGACUUCGAGCGGGACCCUCCUAUCGACUGCUUUUCCUCGCCCGCCCGCCACGAAGAGAACAUCAUCAAUUUUUUCGAUUUUGGCGGCAUUUUGUGUACGUAUGUAUUACAUUUUUAGUUCUUUUUGUAUAGUUGAAGAUUUAAAAAAGUUAAAAGAGUUUAAAAUUUUCAAAUCGUUUCUUAUAGUAAAUUCUACACGACUUAUACGGAACAUGUAUAGUUAUUUUAUAUUGCGAUCUCCUACAUCGUUAGAGUAGUAGUGUUGUUAAUAUGUAGCUUAUAUAUUGUAGAGGCGUACACGGCUUUUCGCUAACGGUCUACGGCGGCGGGCGGAAAAAGCGUCGUCUGCUGUGGUGGUGUGUGAUAUUAAAAUUUGUUCUGGGUGUCGUCGACUUUCGGCGAGUUUAUAAUUAUUAUUUAUAUUAUGUAUGAUUAAUAUUCUUAGAACAACAGUACAAUAUAUUAUAUAAUUAAUUAAUUAAUUAAUUAAUGAUAAAAACACGUAGAGUACAAUUAUUAAAAGUAAUGGAAUAAUUAUAAUAAUAUUAUUAACGAUAUGUGGAUAAUAUAAUAAUAAUAUCACGUUUAAGUUAUAUCUGAAACCUAUACGAUAAUUUUACCUAUCUGUAUGAUAUGUACGUAGAACGCCGCGCACGCGGCCGUAUCGCCCCUAACGAUAUAUUAUUAUCAUCAUCAUCGUUUUGUGUGUGCGACUUACUGUGGCGUGCGUAUUUAUUGUAUGAAGCGUGUGUGUGACGUGUGUGGUUAGACACACGCGACAUUAUAUUUAUUAUUAUUAUUAUUAUUAUUAUUAUGUAUUCUUGCUCUGAUGCUCAAUUACGCGCUACCUCUUGUUUUGUUUACCAAUCGUACUAUAUGUUAAUUAACAAAGCAACAAAAAAAAAGGAACAGUUUUUAACGUGUGUGUUAAUAAUUAUAUAUACCAAAACAAAAAUUUUCGAGAUUUAAAAAUAAUAUAUAGUAUACGGGUAUUUUCCUUUUGAUUUUAAUUCCAUCAUCAUCAUUAUCAUCAUUUUUGUUAUUAUUAUUAUUUUAUUUUUUUUUGUCGAUUUCGAUCAACUCGGGGGGACACGUCAUGUUUUAAUACAAAAAAAAAAACUACAAAUACAAUUCGUUGUUUUAAAAUACCUCAGCUACCUCAGCUACCUCGGGUUUCAUUUAUCCCAUGAAAAUGAAUACUCUUUAGUUAAUUUUUUUUUAACUCAUUUUAGCCCAAGUUGAGUUGUUUUGAUUUCUAUAUACUUCUUUCCUUUAUUUAUAUUAUUUGAUAUUGUUAAUGUAUACAUAUAUUGUGAAUCGUGAUUUUUUUAUGCUUUAUGUUUUGUUAUUAUGCACUAAUAGUACAACAUUAAACAAAUUAUGUUUUUAAUUAAUGAUUAUUUAUAUAGUCUAAAUGAGUAGGUUUAUAAAUUAAAGAAAAAAGUAAGGGAGAAAAACAAAAAAAAAAACGGAACGGAUCGUACAAAUGGAAAUACUUCAUUAAUUGAUAUUAUUAGCAAUAUUAUAUUAUCUAUAUAUAAUAUUACGUGGAUUUUUUGUAUUAUCGGCGUAAAAUUUUGACUAUUUUUAACAAAUUAAAUCGUAUUUCUAGGAGAGUUUUUUUUGUUUGUUCGACGCGUUUGGAUUGUCGCCGUUAUAUUAUUCUAUAUAUAUUUUUUCUUUUCGACAUAUUCUGUCUGUACCUGUUCAUUAGAAAAAAAAAUUAAACAAAAACAUUAUUUUGUUUAACUCGUUACAGCGCAUUUGUUAGUGUAUAGAUAGUGUUACAUGAGUGAGAAAAGAAGAUAGAUGGAGAGAGUAUAAAAAACUCACUUUUUGAUAAUAUCAUUUUUUUCACCCGUGUAUUACGAUAUAUAGUAUAUUAUAUUAUGUAAUCGCUAUAAUAUUAGAUUUUAACCCCUCCAUUCCCCCGUGUACAGUUAUUAUAUUGUAUAUUUUUAUUAUUAUCAUCAUCAUCAUCAUCAUCAUUUUUUUAUUAUUAUUAAUUAUUAUUAUCAUGAUGUAUGUGUAAAAGAGAUUCUUAUAAUUUUUUUCAUCAUUUGAGAAUUUUUUUUCAAAAUAGUAUUUUGUAGAGUUUUUUGGAGUGGUUUGCGUUUUGUGUAAUAUUUCUAAGGGAUUUAAUAAGAGAACAACAGAUACCUUCUAUAAAAUAAGUAGUUUUAUUUUCAAUAUUGAUAAUUUGCAUAAAUUUUAUUAUUAGAAAUUAAUUUUUUUUUUUUGAACGAGAGAAAAGAACUCGACAUUUUUAGUUUUGCAUUCUAGUCAGAGUCGGAAGUAUAUAAAAAAAUAUUAAAUAUAUAAUACACAUAGUAUACAUAUUUAAAACAAAUAAUUCGAACUACCUAUUUUAUAGUUUUUAUUACACAUUUUGUUUUUAUUUUUAGCACUUUUUUUGUUAGCAUUUUUGAUUUUAGUUAAUUUUUUUUCCUCGUGAGUGUAUUUAUAUAGCAAUAGUUAGAACUUUUUGGUGACGGUGUCACGGUUAUUAUUUUUAUUUAUCUUACAAUUUUAUUUUAACUCGCUCUUUAUAAGUAAGUUAGUAUGUUAGGUCCGAAGCUAUAAUAAGAAACGAUAAUUUGUAGUGAAGUCUUGAUUGCCGCGUUCGGUUAUUAUUGAGGAGGGCGUGAACACUUCAUGUACGCGACAGCGGAACUAUUUCAACACAAAAAUAUUAUCCAAAAAUGUGUUCAAAAAUAUAAAAUGUACUUACGUUUUACGAUCACUGCUCAAUUAUGAAAAUGAUUAAAUAAUGAAUCUUUUCAAUAUUUAUCUGACGCGUAGAGGUGGGUUAUUAUGAUAAUUAAUUACCGACCCGGGCGGUUAGGUUAGGUAAACGACCGAGUAGCGUUGACGGAUUUAAUCUAGUCGUGUGACCCACGUAAGUGUACCUACUACACGUGUAAUCGGUUACCACAUACUUAUUUGCAGCCCCAAAUUCACAAUAGUGACUUUCACGAUCACCUCCUCAUUAAUUACUAUACUUAUUAGUUAUUAUAUUAGGUACUGCGAUUUUACAACGUUUCAUUCGUAUUGUACUUUUCCGGCGUGUGUAUACUUCAAAAAAUUAUCAAAAGACCGCGAGCACUCGUUCUGUCAGUCACCUAUCAAAGGCCACGGACUCCUUGUAAUAAUUAGAGUUUUUUUUGUUUUUUUUUUCUGUUUUUAAUGUCUAACAAUCUGACUUCUCUUCGUUUAGCGAAUUUUUUUUACAUAGUUUUCGCUUCAAAUUCGUUAACGUGCAUCGUGUAUUAUAUCUUAUUGAUUAUAUAUAUAUAUAUAUAUAUAUAUAUGUCUUUAAACAAAAAGUAGUAAAUAUGAUUUUAGAUUUUUUUUUUAUAUAUAUAUAUAUAAAUGUGUAUAGACAUUAGGGUGUUUAGAUUAUAGUGAGUGAAUUAUGUAACAUAACGAUUAUAUAAUAUAAAUAUUACUUUAACAUAAUAAUUUUAAUAUAAUAUUGUGUACGGUAUUUAAAGAUAAUAUAUAUAUAUAUAUAUUACAUAUAUAUAUUUGAUUAUUAAAUUUAAAUAUAAAAAUAAAAAAUUUUUAACUAAUAAAAUAGGUACGAUAUAAUUAUAUAUAAUAUUAUUUAUGUGUAUUGAAAAAUCGUCGGUUCAAAGUACAAAAACUUAAAAUAAAAAAAAAAAAUAACAAUAAUCACCUGUCCACUAUGUGUUUAGACGCCUAUAUUUAUAUUAUAUUAUUAUAUAUUAUGAAAAAAAAAAAUGUUGAAUUUUAUUCAGAAGUGUAAAACUGUUGGUGUAGAACGGAGAUUAGUGUUAUACAAAUUAAUAAACUAUAUGAGGCCUAAUUAUGAAGGGGCGUUUUUUUUAUAGACGGUCAGGACUCAGAUUCUUCCCUUUCGAUUUUUUUUUCAAAUUAUUAUUAUUAUAUGCAUUAUACGAAUACAUAUAUUUAUGUUUAUAUAAAAACGGUAAAGUUUCAACAAGAAGUCUACAAAGUCUGGCAGAAACAUCCUAUGUUUAUUAUUUGUUUUCAAUUUUUUUUUUUUUAUUAUUAUUAUUUAAAUUAAUAUUAUUUUAGAUAAUUUGUUACGCAUUCGUUUUUAUAUUACCAAUUCACUGUAGAGAUUUUCUCGAGGAGUAUUUUUUAUUAUUAUUAUUAUUAUUAUAUAUUUUUUUUUGCUUUCAUAUAAUAAACAUGAGAUACAUAAAUUAUAUUUAUGUAUUAUAUUAUAAAAAACAUAAUUCGUUGUUUUUCGCGUCUGUGUACAUAUGACACGACGCCGAAAACCGCGCAACGUCGUUUCCGGUGUUUGGGUUUUCACUGCAGUGCUCUCUGUGAAUACCUUGAAAAAGAAUGUUCCUAAAUUGUUUUACUUUCCUGAUGAGAAUAAUAAUGAUAAUAAUUAUUUAUUUAUUUUUAUUUUUUUUUCGUGAUCCCCGAUAACAUAAUAUUAUUAUGAUCAUUAUGAACUGUUUAAAUCGCUCGCGAUGUGUAACCGAAAAUGUUUGUAUUAUACAUAAGACGAAGACGAUGACUGCGACGUUGUUGUGUGUGUCGUUCAAGUAUCGUUUUUCGACGCGUGUGUGCACUGCACUUACAAUGUAAUAUGUAUAAUGCCCCCACCCCUCUGGAAAUUUUUGUUUUUCUUCCCGCGAAUGUUUUAAUGUUUUACAUAAUAUAUAAUAUGCAGUAUGGUAUUGUGUUUGUGAUGUUUCAUUUUUUUUUUUUUAAUCAUUAUCAUUAUUAUUAUAAUAUAUUUUUUUUUAGUCGACUUAGAGCGUGGAUGAUUAUAUAAUUUACGUGGGGACUGGAGAUCGCACUACGUUACGUAAUAAUAAUUGUAAUCAUUAAUAUUAUAUAUCACAAUAAUAAUAAUUAAUAUUAUAAUAUAUGCUAUCAUUAUAUGUCGAACGAUUACAAUGUUAGAAUAAAACAGUUUAUUAUUCA
Rhopalosiphum padi (bird cherry-oat aphid) is the source of this 7914-nucleotide messenger RNA. RefSeq names its product headcase protein (gene heca). The transcript is spliced from 5 exons. Bases 704 to 2245 code for a protein of 513 amino acids. Lineage: Eukaryota; Metazoa; Arthropoda; Insecta; Hemiptera; Aphididae. The record is from RefSeq and is a predicted model, not a curated record.